GUCACUCUAGUGCCUUUCAACAGCCACAGGGGCAAAGCUCUGUCAUCCUUAGGAUCUAGUCACCAGCGAACAGACCAGGGAGACCAGAAGAGAGCCAGCUGGAGGCAGGGGGUGGAGGCUCAGGAAGCAGCCUCGGAGAGGGGCAGGGACCAGGCACAGGAGGCCAGGGGCUGGGAGAACAGACUCCCCUCAGAAGUGCAGAAGAGGGGAGCGGAAGGAACUGAGGGAGGGACAGACAGGAGCCUGAGGAGGAAAGAGGAGGGGGAGAGAGGGGUCAGGCCCAGCAGCCAAGGAGGAGGCGUGCAGCUGGGGGCUGCAAGCAGGAAACUAGGGACAGAACUGGCUUAGUGCGCUGUCCCCUAAAGCAGCGGCAUCCCCUGGAGGCUCUGGUUUGUAUCAGUGCUCAGGCCGGGAUGUGUCUGUGAGGGUGGGUGGCAAGGAACCCCUCACCAUGGCCCUCAGCACCCUCUGGAGCUGCUAUCUCUGCUGUCUGCUGACUGUAGUUACAGAGGCUGCCAGCUACCCUCCUCGGGGUUACAGCCUCUACACAGGGGGCAGUGGGGCCCUCAGUCCUGGGGGACCCCAGGCCCAGAACUCACCACGGCCUGCCAGCCGCCACAGGAACUGGUGUGCCUACGUGGUGACUCGGACAGUGAGCUGCGUCCUUGAGGAUGGAGUGGAGACCUUUGUCAAGCCAGAUUAUCAGCCCUGUGGCUGGGGCCAGCCCCAGUGUCCCCGAAGUAUCAUGUACCGAAGCUUCCUUCGCCCUCGCUACCGAGUGGCCUACAAGACAGUGACAGACAUGGAAUGGCGGUGCUGUCAAGGGUAUGGGGGCGAUGACUGUGGAGAGGGCCCUGCUUCCGUUCUGGGUCCCGCGCCCUCCACACCACACCCCCGGCCCAGGCCCGCGCGCCCCAACCUAUCUGGUUCCAGUGCAGGCAGCCACCUCAGUGGACUAGGAGGAGAAGGUCCUGGUGAGUCAGAGAAAGUGCAGCAGCUAGAGCAGCAGGUGAAGAGCCUGACCAGAGAGCUGCAAGGCCUUCGAGGUGCCCUGCAGGGAAUGAACGGGCGCCUGGCAGAAGAUGUACAGAGGGCUGUGGAAACGGCCUUUAACGGGAGGCAGCAGCCCGCAGAUGCAGCUGCCCGCCCCGGGGUGCGGGAGACCCUCAGUGAGAUCCAGCAGCAGCUGCAGCUCCUAGACAACCGCGUCUCCACCCACGACCAGGAGCUCGGCCACCUAAACAACCAUCAUAACGGAGGCCCGGGCGGAGGCAGCAGGGCCCCUGUUCCGGUUCCUUCUGGCCCCAGUGAGGAACUGUUAAGGCAGCUGGAAAGACAGCUGCAGGAAUCUUGUUCAGUGUGUCUGGCGGGACUGGAUGGCUUCCGGCAGCAGCAGCAGGAGGAUAGGGAGCGGCUGCGAACACUCGAGAAGCUACUAUCCUCCAUGGAGGAGCGGCAGCAGCAACUCGCGGGACCCGCCAUGGCCAGGAGACCCCCUCAGGAAUGCUGCCCCCCAGAGCUGGGUCGGCGACUGUCGGAGCUGGAGCGGAGGCUAGAUGUGGUGGCCGGCUCGGUGACAGUGCUAAGUGGACGGAGAGGCUCUGAGUUGGGAGGAGCUGCAGGGCAGGGGCGCCACCCCCCAGGCUACACCAGCUUGGCCUCCCGCCUUUCCCGCCUGGAGGACCGCUUCAACUCUACGCUAGGUCCCUCAGAGGAGCGAGAGAAGGACUGGCCUGGAGGAGCAGGCAAGCUGGGCCGCUGGUUGCCUGCUGCUCCAGGACGCCUAGAAAAGCUGGAGGGCCUACUGGCCAAUGUGAGCAGGGAGCUGGGUGGCCACCUAGAUCUGCUGGAAGAGCAGGUGGCAGGAGCUGUGCAGGCUUGUGGACAGAUCUGCUCUGGGGGUCCCGGGGAGCAGGAAUCUCAGGUCAAUGAGAUCCUUAGUGCCUUGGAACGCAGGGUGCUGGAUAGUGAGGGCCAGCUACGCUUGGUGGCCUCAGGCUUGCACAAAAUGGGCGCAGCAGGGGAGGCCCAGCAGGCCAUGUUGGAGGGACUGCAAGGGACCCUGGGCCGGCUUCAGGAGCGCAUGGAUACACAGGAGGAGACGGCUGCAGAGCUCUCGCUGCGCCUCAAUCUUACAGCAGCCCAGCUAAGUCAGCUGGAGGGUCUGCUGCAAGCCCGUGGGGAUGAGGGCUGUGGCGCCUGUGGCGGUGUCCAGGAGGAGCUGGGUCGCCUUCGGGAUGGCGUGGAACGUUGCUCCUGUCCACUAUUACCCCCGCGGGGACCUGGAGCUGGUCCAGGUGGUGGAGGACCAAGCCGUGGGCCUCUGGAUGGUUUCAGUGUGUUUGGGGGCAGCUCAGGCUCAGCCCUCCAGGCCCUGCAAGGAGAGCUCUCUGAGGUCAUUCUUACCUUCAGCUCCCUCAAUGACUCACUGCAUGAACUCCAGACCACUGUGGAGGGCCAGGGUGCUGAUCUGGCUGACCUGGGGGCCACCAAGGACAGCAUCAUCUCCGAGAUCAACAGGCUACAACAGGAGGCCACAGAGCACGUGACAGAGAGCGAGGAGCGCUUCCGGGGCCUGGAGGAGAGCCAGGCGCAGGUGGGCCAGUGCCCUAGCCUAGAGGGGCGCUUAGGCCGUCUUGAGGGAGUCUGCGAGCGACUGGACACUGUGGCAGGGGGACUACAAGGCCUGCGUGAAGGCCUUUCCAGACAUGUGGCUGGGCUCUGGGAUGCACUACGGGAAAGCAACAGCACCAGCCUGACACAGGCCGCCCUGCUGGAGAAGCUGCUGGGGGGCCAGGCAGGCCUGGGCAGGCGGCUUGGUGCCCUCAACAGUUCCCUGCUGCUCCUGGAAGACCGUCUGCAGCAGCUUAGCCUGAAGGACUUUACUGGACCUGCGGGCGAGGCUGGGCCCCCUGGGCCCCCUGGGCCUCCUGGGCUACAGGGGCCUCUAGGCCCUGCAGGACCUCCAGGACCUCCUGGCAAAGAUGGACAAAAGGGGGCCAUUGGACCACCAGGUCCUCAAGGUGAACAGGGAGUGGAGGGACUACCAGCAGCCCCCGUGCCCAGGGUGGCCUUUUCAGCUGCCCUGAGUUUGCCUCGGUCAGAUCCUGGCACGGUCCCCUUCGACAGAGUCCUGCUCAACGAUGGAGGCUACUACGACCCAGAGACAGGUGUAUUCACUGCGCCACUGGCUGGACGCUACUUGCUGAGCGCUGUACUAACUGGACACCGGCACGAGAAAGUGGAAGCCGUGCUGUCACGCUCCAACCUGGGCGUGGCCCGUAUUGACUCCGGAGGCUACGAGCCUGAGGGACUGGAGAAUAAGCCUGUGGCCGAAAGUCAGCCCAGCCCUGGCGCUCUGGGCGUCUUCAGCCUCAUCCUGCCACUGCAGGUCGGAGACACCGUCUGUAUCGACCUGGUCAUGGGCCAGCUGGCACACUCAGAGGAGCCGCUCACCAUCUUCAGCGGAGCCCUGCUCUACGAGGACACAGAACUUGAACAGGUGUAGACAGGGUCGGCCCAGCCACCAAACUUACCUACACAGGCAGCAGAGCCACCUGGGUGGCUGCUCCUCACCAAGGCUGGGCCAAGUCCAGGGACCACGUCCUGCUGCGGGUCAUGCAUCCAGAGUGACCACUUCACACGGCGGGACACCGUGGUCUCUGGGACCUAGGCAUCUCCUCUUGACUUUUGGCCUCAUUGCCGUCCCCACCAGAGCCCUCUCCAGGACCCCAGCUGCGGAGCCUCGCACCCUUUGCCUCCUCAAUCCUUGGGGAUCCAGGGCUCUCCGAGCCCACACCACCUUACUAAACUAUUCAGGAAUAAAGACACUUGUUUUUGUUAUUGUUUGU
This is a messenger RNA of Acomys russatus (golden spiny mouse), 3851 nucleotides long. It is a transcript of the gene Emilin1, whose product is annotated as elastin microfibril interfacer 1. The record is from RefSeq and is a predicted model, not a curated record. Gene Ontology annotation, molecular function: protein binding; extracellular matrix constituent conferring elasticity. The transcript has 8 exons. Bases 452 to 3508 code for a protein of 1018 amino acids. Lineage: Eukaryota; Metazoa; Chordata; Mammalia; Rodentia; Muridae.